Messenger RNA from Erpetoichthys calabaricus (reedfish), 2966 nucleotides. RefSeq names its product protein FAM81A-like. Lineage: Eukaryota; Metazoa; Chordata; Cladistia; Polypteriformes; Polypteridae. The transcript is spliced from 9 exons. The record is from RefSeq and is a predicted model, not a curated record. The coding region runs from base 16 to 1341 and encodes 441 amino acids.
UAAUGCAAAUACGAUAUGGAAAAGGAGAACGGAGAAGGGAGGGGGGACCGGCAAUGGCUGACGAUGCCUGGGAUACUGGCGCAGAUCUUGUUGCCAGGGCAACGGCGUCACUUGUUGCGUUCGCGAGCUCGCCAUGCAAAACUGUCUCCUCCACCUCCAGCGAUUCGUGCAGAUGGGAUUCUUGCAGAAGAAAUGUCGAAACAGGGUCCACACUUUCCUUUACUUGCACCAUGGGAGAGAAAUGCAAAUUCAGUGUUGAAAUCUCACCUUCUGCAAGCCAAAGAGAUGCCUCCAGACGCUAGCGUAAACAGAGCAGACCAGCUAGAAGACAGGCUUUGGAUCCACGAAAAGAAGGCAGCGACUCUUGCCGAGCAGGCAUUCCGCAUGAAAGAAGAGAUUGCUGACAGUCUACGAGAUAUGCAAAGCAAGGGUGCGGCAGAACAGGUGGCUCGACAGGUCCUGGAGGAGCACAUUCGCAAGAUCACUGCCAUUGUGAGGCAGCUGAACAGAGAUAUUGUGGUUUUACAAGAGCAGAUCAUUGCAAGGGAUAAUGUGAACCUGGGAAACAACGCAGUAGUCAAGAAUCUAGAGAUGCAGCACAUAUCAAGUCUGGGUGACCUGCGUGGGAGAAUAGCCAGGUGUGAUGCCAGCAUUGCCAGGUUAUCAGCUGAUCUCAAGUCAACAUACGAAGGCAUUCAAAAUUUAAGUAACGAGCAGAAAAGCAAUAAAGAGAUUUUGGAGACCAGGAUCAAGGACACUGAAAAUCAGUUUAUAAGCCGAAUUGAAUUCUGCAUGGCGCAGCACGAUGCUAAAAUGAAAAUGACUCAAGAAAGCGGCACUCAUCAGCUCCAGCUAUUUGACUCCAAGGUCAAGAAAACAGCAGAUGAUUUAAAGGCACAAAUUGAUGUUUUGCAAAUGUGGGUGGAAAAGGAACAAAAAAGAACCGUCAUGGAAUUCCUGCAGAAGACUGAACAAAUGUCAUCUUUUCUUAAGAACAGAAUGGAGAGCAGUGAGAAGGCUUUAGAGGACAAGUACAAUAAACUCUCUAUGAAACUCCAGAAGAUGAAUGACACACAGAAAAUGAAUUCGGGGUCACAGAGUGCAAAACAAACCGAAGAAAAGCUGAACACCAGAAUUGGCAAGAUAGAAAAACGGCUGUGGGACGAAAUGCAGAACAUGAGAGAAGAAACCAACUCUGGUUUUACCGCCAUUCAUGAAAGUCUGUGCUCUCUGAGACAAAUAAUGGAGACAAAAGUGAAAAUCGAGACAACGCAGCUGCAGAAGCAGAUUCGGCAGGUCAAGAUGAUGGCUCAGCCCAUAUGGAGGGAUUCUCAAGGAUGAAAGAAAGAAGAAGAACAACAACCUGGGGCAGAAGAUCAAUGGAAUGAUUCUUACCUGACAACUUACCGUAGGGAUCUGGCUGGCAUAUGAGCCUUGUAUUUCAGUCUUCUUUUAAACAGAUUGAAUAUGAAUGCAUGUUAGCAACAAAAGAGCCUUCAAAAUCACCAGGAGGAAGGGGCAGAUGUCUGCUGUGGACAUUAAGACAGAGCUCUGCAGAACUGAUCGUGGAUGUCAGUCUACAAGAUGUCAGAUCAAGGCUACAGAUUCCCACCUUUGAUGAUAAAACUUGGGGCAGCCUUUGACGUGUUUGGGAGUUUGUUUUCUUCUAGAUGCCUCGGAUGCACUUUAUUCUUGAUUGUAAUGUCUGCAUCUGCUGUCGUGUAAAUGCAAAUGGAUUGUUAAUGUGAAAUGCUGUGAAAUGAAUUGCUUCGUAAAACAAUGUGCAUUGGUGCACCGGGUCUGGCUGUUUCAUUUCAUUACAGAUUGACUUUUUCAUUUCUUUUUUUGAUGACUUGCAGUCAUCAUGCCAGAUAAUAUAAUCUUGGUACCGUGCAACCCUCUCCUGUAUGAGCAGGUUGGAAAAUGGAUGGAUGAACAUUCCCCAUAAGACACAAACUGAACGUGUGAUAUUAUUAUAAUAUUGACAUUUUCACUAUUUUAGCACCAUGAAGAAGCUUCAUUGUGACAAGUUUAGCUUGUAUUCCUCUCUGAUAAGCUAAAUUGCUCAGCAUUUUUUUGUUUCCAGCCUAAAGACUUGGCCUUAACCAUCUACCAGAGGAUCUCAGGUGCAAUGCCAAAAGAUGUCGCCUUCACCUUUCCUCUAUGGUGGUCUCCUCUCGGCUUAGUGCUUGGCUCCUCCUCAACGGAUUUUAGGCCUGUGCUGCUCCCUCUACCAUUGUCUUCUCUCUUGUCCUGAUUCAGAUCCUUCAUCUUUCUUCCUCCUCUGUUCCUCUCAUUUGCUUUAAAAUCAGUCCCUGUGGUGGCUCAGUGCUGAAUCCCCUCAAGUCCUUUUCUAACUUUGCUCCAUGACAGUAUCACAAGAUUAUUACAAGUGCUAUUUUGAAUUCUUAUUGCUGUUUUAUUCAUUUGUUUAUUUUCUAGACCACUUUGCCAGUUCAGGAUCAUUAUUAUUUUUAUUGCUUUGAUUUUUUAAAAUUAUUAUAUGGUUGUUAUAUUUAUUAUAUCGCCAAAAUUAUUCUAAAUUUUUACCAUCAUUUUACUGUUAUGUUUAUUAUUUUUAUUACUGUGUCAUUGCCAAAGUAUUUCACUGUUACAGUUUUAUUACUAUUCUUAUUUUUCAUUCUUGCAUUGCUGUCAUUAUUAGAUUACAUUAGAUAAACUUUAUCAAUCCAAUGGGAAAAUUCAAAAUCAUUAUUAUGAUGAACAAAGUGUAUCAAAUCAAAAAAAGUAAUAGUUUAAUUUUUACUAUUGCUUUAUGAUGAUGAUUUUUGAUAUCUUCUGUUGCUGUUGUGUUGCUAUGCAUGCAUAUUUUUAUAUUACUGAUGCUCUUAUUUGGACUUUUAUCACUGCUUUUCUUGUUAACUCCUAUUAUGUCUGUUGUUAUAAAUAUAUAGUAUGAUGAUUGUUGCUAUCGUUCCUCUAUUUAUGCUCUCAUUACUUUGCUG